AAUGUUCUCAAAAAUCGUCGCCCUCAGCGCUGUGUUGGCCGCCGCUAACGCUGGCCUACUGCCAUACCACCACGCAUCGGCGGUGUCUUCCCAAAGCAUCGUGCGCCAUGACACCCCCGUGCACUACGCCGCCGCUCCGAUCAUCCACGCUGCUCCCAUCGUCCACGCUGCUCCAGUAGUCCACGCUGCUCCCAUCGUACACGCCGCUCCCUAUGUACACGCUGCCCCUAUCGCCAUUGCCCAUUCUCAUCCCAAAUAUGACUUCGCGUACUCCGUGGCCGACCCCCACACCGGUGACCACAAGUCCCAGCACGAGAGCCGCGACGGUGGUUCCGUUCACGGAAGCUACUCCCUCGUCGAGCCUGACGGUUCCGUCCGCAAAGUAGAAUACACCGCUGACGACCACAAUGGUUUCAACGCAGUCGUCCACAAGACCGCCGGCUACCACCCAGCCCCCGUCGUUCACGCUGCCCCCAUCGCACAUAUCGCUAUUGCCCCAUUAGCGCAUGGACACCAUGGAUUCCAUCUAUUAGCUCUGUUAACGCUUAUAUCCGCCAGUAACGCUCUGUUUCCUCACCAUCAUCACCACCACCACCCGGCGAUAUCCCACCAAGAGGUGAUCAAGCACGACGGACCUCAUCAUCCGAUACCAAUUCAUCACCCGGUGCCCAUCCAUCACCCGGUGCCAGUCCACCACCCAGUGCCCAUUCAUCACCUGCCGGUGUACCACCACCUUCCAGUACCACAUGUACCUGUGCACCAUGUCCCGCAUCAUGACCAUUACGCAUUCCCAGAGUACAAAUUCGCGUACUCAGUCCACGAUCAUCACACAGGUGACGUAAAAUCCCAACACGAGUUCCGGCAUGGUGAUGUCGUCCAAGGAGGUUAUGAACUGGUGGAACCUGACGGCCGUUUCAGGAAAGUAGAGUACAAGGCUGACGACCACACUGGUUUCAACGCUAUCGUCCACCAUUCAUCGCCUCAUCAUCACUUCCAUCUGUCGCAACACGCGAUGGCUUGGAAGGUUUUAACGUUUUUGGCGAUCUUUGCGCUUAGCGAAGCCCGACCUCCUACGUCGGAACAAAAAGUCAAAAUAGAAAAUUGGCUCUCACAUAUUGGAUCUCAUGAGCCCGAAUCUCAAGAAGAAUAUGCUUUAGCGUAUCCGUCCUAUGAAUUCACAUAUGAAGUUUCGGACCCACAUACGCAUGACUUCAAGGGCCAACACGAAAAACGAAAGGGUGACGAAGUAAAUGGAUAUUACUGGCUCAUCCAGCCAGACGGUCUAAAGCGUACCGUCAAGUACCGCGCUGAUAAACACAGCGGAUUUAAGGCACACGUUGAUUAUACUAAGCACUUGGAAGAAGAAAGCAAUAAGGAAGAAAGAGAAGGAGAAGGAGAAACCAAUGAGGAAGAGAGCAACGCAGGUGAAAAUGAGAGUGAGAACUCUGAAGAAAAUGAAAAUGAAGGUGUCGUUGUUAGUGAAGGAGAAGGUGAAAAUGAAAACAAUGAUUCUGGUGUAGGAGAGGAAGAAGAAAACAGGGAAGAGCAAGAAGAAACAGAAGAAUCCGAAAAUCGAGAGAUUGAACAAAGGGCCAGUUACGGAAGAAAGGAGCACAGAGAUAGAGGUCGUAGUUAUGAACAAAAGAGUCAUGGUAGUGAAUUGAAAGCUACUGUUGGAAUCUGGAAACCGAGUAUUUGGAAUCAACAUCGUCGCCACGUAGAGUCACACCGUGGUGUAUCGGAAGAACAAAACGAAAAGAGUGAAGAUAAUGGUGAAGGUGGUGAAAGUUCUGAAGGUGGAGAGGGAGGACGAGGACGUAGUCGAGGUGCUGAAAAACGCCGUGGAAAAGGUCGAGGCGUAGAGCAGCAAAAUGAAAUGCACAAAAAGAGUGACGCACCCAAGAAGUCAGGUAGACGUAAUGAACUCAAGAAAGAAGAACACCAUCAAGAAAACCCAAAAAAUGAAAAAACCGAAAACGAAGAAAAAAACGAGGAAAAUCAAGAAGAACAACGCAACGAAGGUAAUGAAAAUAACGAGGGACAUAUGGAAAGUAAUCACAAAGGCUCUAAAUCAAUUAUAAUAGUCUUGAGUGUUGCACUCUAUGUGCAAGGUGAAGAGGAUGCUAUAUCAGAACAAAGAGUCGUGAUACAUCAUCAAAAAUCUUUCCGAAGUUCUCCGUCACACAAUGGACCUAAUAAAUCCGGAAACAAAGAUGCAUAUAUUGCAUUCGUCAAACAUUUUUUUUUAAGUGGGGUACAAUAUGGGGAAUCUAAUAAUGAUGCUGGGUCAUAUCCUUCGUAUGAAUUCUCGUAUAAUGUAAACGACCCCAAGACACGUGACAUCAAAGGCCAGCAUGAAACAAGGGAGGGUGACGAAGUAACCGGAAAUUACUGGCUCAUCGAACCGAAUGGACGAAAACGAACUGUGAAUUACCAAGCUAAUGACGAUAAUGGAUUUAACGCCCAAAUUGACUACACAGCAACUCUUAAAGAGGAAGAGAGACAUGAAGAUGUCAGUGUAAGCCAAGAAAAAGGCAAAGAUGAAGGUAAUUUAGAAAAAAAUAGCGAACAAGUCGUUGAAAUAAGUGUUGCUGAAGAAAUGCAAGAUAUUAAGGAUAGUAACGCUGCAAGUGAAGAUAAUGGUAGUCUACCCGCUACGGAAGAAAGUAGUUCAAGUGAUGAAUCAGAUAAUCAAGAAGAUGAAGCAAAUAAUAUCGACAAAGUUGAACGUGUGAAUGUUGAUAGUAAUUAUGAUGGUCAUUUUCCACAAAAUGCUAAAAUAUUCGAUAACUCUGAUAACAAUAUUAAGGAAAAUAACGAGCAUAGCCUUAACAAAUAUUCUAGAGGGAAUUUAUCAAAAAAUGUUGCAAAGAAAGGUAAAAAUGAAAAGAUAAAGAGAAACAAGGAUCAGGGUAGGAUUUCCACUCGCAAUAGCCAUGAAAGUAAUAGAAAUAUUAACGAUGGACUUAAAAAUAGCGAGCAUACCGAGCAAGAUGAUUCAAAACAAUAUGAGAAUAACAACAGAAAUUCUAAUAGAAGAAGAAAAACAAACCGUGGUAAAAACUUGAACAUACCACAAAAUAACAACAGUGAAGAUACUAGUGUUAUCGAAGACAAGGAAUUAAUAAAUGAAAGCCUAGAAAAUUUUUUAGGAAAACAACAAGGAUUACGAAAAGAGGAAAAUAACAAAGAACAAAACGAUUUUCGCAAUAAUAAAAAUUAUGCGUUCAUUAAUUUCGCGCCUAGUGACGAAAUUGAGCGGAAAAUUGAUAUACCACACAAUGGAGAGACAUUUGAACACAGAAUCCGCAUCUAUCACCCUAAGUUUAUAUCACCGACGCCGAAAAAGAUAAUUUUAAAGAUUCUAGUACUCGCUGCCUUCUUAGUGAUCGGUAGUGCAGUAGAAGAGACGAAAACGUCCGUCAAUGCGGCCAAGGUUUCCGCCAAGAAGGAAGAACCAAUCGAGAAGGUGGAAGAUGCCAAUAGCGAACCAUCGUCUUUGCAUUCAUACUAUGGAUCAGAAAAUAACCGAGUGUGGGACUCUCGAAAUAGUCGAGGAGAUGCACUCGAUUUAAGUGAGGAGGAAAAUAGGAUCGUGCAAGAUGUUUACAGCCCCGAUUAUUACGAGCCAAACAUAAUUUUGGACUACAGAUAUCUGAAAUCCGGAGGAAGAGGCUACGCGAGAAGCGAUGGUGGGCAGAUCCUAAUCCUUCCGAGAAGGAACCAUAUGCCAAUCUCGCACAACAACUAUGAUACGCUUAUAGAAUACCUACGCUUGAAACAUCUAGAAGAAAUGGAAAGGAAAUGGGGAAAGGUUUUAAGACAUGAACACGAUGAACACCGUGGACCGGAAAUGUAUGAUGAUUAUGGUGAAGGGCAUAGGGUUUAA
Pararge aegeria (speckled wood butterfly) is the source of this 3889-nucleotide messenger RNA. RefSeq lists its product as uncharacterized. Gene Ontology annotation, cellular component: extracellular matrix. The transcript has 19 exons. The coding region runs from base 2 to 3889 and encodes 1295 amino acids. NCBI's taxonomy places the organism in Eukaryota, Metazoa, Arthropoda, Insecta, Lepidoptera, Nymphalidae. The record is from RefSeq and is a predicted model, not a curated record.